This is a messenger RNA of Malania oleifera, 2048 nucleotides long. Its product is annotated as cationic amino acid transporter 9, chloroplastic-like. Lineage: Eukaryota; Viridiplantae; Streptophyta; Magnoliopsida; Santalales; Ximeniaceae. Gene Ontology annotation, molecular function: amino acid transmembrane transporter activity. Gene Ontology annotation, cellular component: membrane. The record is from RefSeq and is a predicted model, not a curated record. The transcript is spliced from 8 exons. Gene Ontology annotation, biological process: amino acid transport; transmembrane transport. Bases 107 to 1843 code for a protein of 578 amino acids.
GUCGAUGGCAUCGGAACAAAAAUCCGCUGCGGUCCCGCUCUCUCCCCGACCGUUGGUAUUCUUCACUCUCUCUCUCUCCCCUGAUUCAUAGCAGAGAGAGAGAGAGAUGGGAGCGGAGAAGACGAGCAGCAACUCUACUCGGGUUCCUCCGUCGCCGAUGUCGUCUCCUUCUUCUUCUUUUUGGUCUCGUUGGGUUUCUAAUUUCUUCACCUCUGCUCUCAGAGUGAAGGCAUUGCCUUCCUCUGCUUCCAACGCCCCCUCCGGCGACGCCCUUGACCGCCGACUCGGCCUCCUCGACCUAGUCCUCCUCGGUCUCGGCUCCUCCAUCGGCGCCGGUAUCUUCGUCGUCACUGGCACCGUCGCUCGCGACGCCGGCCCCGGCGUUACAAUUAGUUUCAUACUUGCGGGACUUUCUUGUGUGCCAAAUGCACUUUGUUAUGCUGAGCUUGCUUCUCGCUUUCCUGCUGUUGGAGGAGCAUAUUUAUAUGCAUACACAGCUUUUAAUGAGCUCACUGCCUUGCUUGUUUUUGUACAAAUGAUGUUUGACUACCAUAUUGCUAUGGCUAGUGUAGCCCGAAGUAUAGCAAGCUAUGUGAAUGUUAUAUUAGAGCUUUUCCCAUUUUUCAAGGAAAACAUUCCAAGAUGGAUUGGACAUGGCGGUGCAGAUUUUUUUGGAGGAAUUCUAUCUAUCAACAUAUGUGCUCCGAUUCUCAUAGCACUACUGACAAUUAUUCUUUGCCGUGGUGUUGGAGAAUCUCUUGCUUUGAAUUCAUUUAUGACAGCAAUGAAGGUAAUCAUUGUUCUUUUCAUCAUUACUGUUGGUUCUUUUGAGGUUGAUGUUUCAAAUUGGUCUCCAUUUGCUCCAAAUGGUUUUAGAGCUAUAUUGACUGGAACAACUGUGGUAUUUUUUGCAUAUGUUGGAUUUGAUGCUGUUGCCAAUUCAGCUGAAGAAUCGAGAAGACCACAGCGUGAUUUACCUAUAGGCAUCCUGGGAAGUCUUCUUAUUUGCAUUGCAUUAUAUGUUGGAGUUUGUUUGGUGGUUACUGGAAUGGUACCUUAUAUGUUGCUUGGGGAAGAUGCCCCUUUGGCUGAAGCUUUUACAUCCAAAGGCUUGAAAUAUGUUUCUGUCAUGAUCAGCAUAGGUGCUGUUGCUGGACUGACAACAACUCUUCUCAUUGGUCUUUAUGUUAAGUCUCGGGUAUAUCUUGGGCUUGGAAGGGAUGGUUUACUGCCUUCUAUAUUGGCUGAAAUACACCCAAUGCGCCGCACUCCCACUUAUUCUCAGGUCUGGGUUGGUAUUGUUACUGGUGUCUUGGCCGCGCUAUUUAAUGUGCACGUGCUCGUUCACAUACUGUCAGUUGGCUCAUUGACAGGCUAUUCUGUUGUUUCAGCAUGUGUGGUGACCCUUCGCUGGAAGGAUACAAGUGUCAGUCAAGUUUCUGCAGGGUGGUUUUCAGCCUGGCGAGAAGGAGUUGCUUGCCUCAUCAUAAUUGCCUGUUGUGGUUUCAGUGCUGGACUAUUCUGGCGUAUCAAUGCUUCAUCUUUUUUUCUGCUCGGAUCUGUAAUUGUAGCCAUAAUUGCUUCUAUUGCUCUUUGUUGCCGCCAUGUAUAUGCAGAUCCACCAGGAUUUUAUUGUCCGGGAGUUCCCAUUGUGCCGGCUGUUUGCAUCUUCUGUAAUAUCUUCUUGUUUGCUCAGUUACACUAUGAAGCAUGGGUGAGAUUUAUUGUCCUCAACAUUAUUGCAAUUGGCAUCUAUGCAUUUUAUGGGCAGUAUCAUUCGAACUCCCAAAUUUCAGAUGAGUCAAUUUUUUAUCAUAGGGCACCUGCAGGAGAAGCUCGAUAGUUCUCAUGGGCAGCUCUCUGUUGUAUCAAUUGUAUCAUACACAGGGUGUUUAUUUGUCAAAUUACUAGGGUAGAGACGCCUAUUAUUCUAUUUCUUAUUCAAAAAUGAACAUCGUUCUGUCUAUUUGAAGAUCGUUAAUAAUGGAAAUGUGAAUAUGUUGUGUAUGCUUGCAUUUAUUUAUGUAUGAAAGUAAAAUUCACACCAA